CACGCGCUUUGGGCCACAGCAACUCGUUUAAGUUCCCUCCCUCGCUCCCUGGCGAAGCCGGCCUGAGUCCUCCCACUCGGUGCAGACCGAACCAUCGCGGCCGCCGCUAGCCGGGCGUCCUGGGCCCGCUCGGCCGGCCCGGUCCACUCUCUGCCCGUGGCCCCGCGGAGGCGGCUGCGAGGACUUGGCGGCCCCUGCAGCCCGCGAUCGGCCCUCCAGAAGCGCCGGCAGCCCGGAUCCCAGCCCUCGCGGGCCCCGACUCGCCCUCCCCGCCAUCCCUGGGAACCUGGCUCCCGGCUCGGGCUGCACCGCCCGGGACCGGGGAGCGCGGCCGAGGAAUCCCCAAUUGGACACCUAGAGCACCUAUCCUGUUCGUUUCCAGUCUUGAAUUGGAAGUUAGCAACACUCCCUGAGGCCAACACUCCCUGAGAGGAAAAUAAAUGGUCCAGGAGUAAUGCUGAAAAGAACUAUGUCAUUUCACUGCAAUUUAGGUCCAGGAAUAAUGCUGAAAAGAAAAAUGUCAUUUCACCGCAAUUUAGGUCCAGGAAUAAUGCUGAAAAGAAGUAUGUAUGAAGGCAUGAUUGAGCACAAACUAAGAGCAGCCCCAAACUAAUACCUCCUGCUGCGGGGAGUACGUUAAGAAAGGAAGGAUUCCUGUGACUUCUGCCUGCCGUCUAUAAAGUACCCAUUCCUUUCAAGAACCAUAGUCUCUUGGCAGAUCAGAUGUACAAAAGGUUUCUCUGAACAAAAGAAUUUGCUGCAGGUGCCAAUCGAGCGAUCACAUCAGCUCUGCCUGCAGUUGCACACAAAGACCUGGAGGAGGAAACUCCCACGUCUUCGAGGAGAAGAAAGGAGGCGGCGAAGCAGAUUAAAGGAACUUGUGGCUCGUGGCCCUUUUGCACCAGGGCUGCCUGGACCCGGACCGGGGAAAGUGAGUGUAAAGCCACAGUGGCGGUGCGUGGGCUGUGAGAUGAGGCGCUGCCGCCGCUGCUGCUGCUGCUGCUGCCGCUGCUGCUGACACUCAGGUUCCCGGGUCCGUCUGCUGCCCUUUGUGCUUCGUGUACAUGUGUCUAUUCAGCGCACCCGGAGGCGCCCAGCAGAGAAUCCAACACGGCCGCCGGGGAGAGACCACCCACCAUGCCCACGGAGACCCUACAGACAGGUAGCAUGGUGAAGCCGGUCAGCCCCGCGGGCACCUUCACCUCGGCGGUGCCCCUGCGCAUCCUCAACAAGGGGCCCGACUACUUCCGCAGGCAGGCGGAGCCGAACCCCAAAAGACUCAGCGCGGUGGAGAGGCUGGAGGCCGACAAGGCCAAGUAUGUCAAGAGCCAGGAGGUCAUCAAUGCCAAGCAGGAGCCCGUGAAGCCGGCCGUGCUGGCCAAGCCUCCCGUGUGCCCCGGCGCCAAGCGCGCGCUGGGCAGCCCCACGCUCCGAGUGUUCGGGCCCAACGCCAAGACCGAGAGCGGCGUGCACAGGGAGACCCUGAAGCUCGAGAUCCUGAAGAACAUCAUCAACAGCUCGGAAGGCUCCAGCUCCGGCUCCGGGCACAAGCACAGCUCCCGCAACUGGCCUCCGCACCGGCCCGACGCCACCGACCUGCACCGACACUCCUUCGCUGAGUCCCUGAAGGUCUACCCGACGCAGGGCCGGGGCAGCCCGCAGGAGAGCAGCUCCCACGUGGGCAGGAGGCUGCUGGAGCAGACCGCCGAGUCCUUCCUGCACGUCUCCCACAGCUCCUCGGACAUCCGCAAAGUGACCAGUGUGAAGCCCCUGAAGGCGAUCCCCUGCAGUAGUUCCGCCCCUCCCCUGCCCCCCAAACCCAAGGUUGCCGCCAUCGCCCCCAUGAAGUCCCCGGAAGCCGACCCGGUGGAGCCGGCCUGCGGGGUCAGCCGGAGACCCUCCCUCCAGCGGUCGAAGUCGGACUUGAGUGACAGGUACUUCCGCGUGGACGCAGACGUGGAGAGGUUCUUCAACUACUGCGGACUGGACCCCGAGGAGCUGGAAAACCUGGGCAUGGAAAACUUUGCCAGGGCUAAUUCUGACAUCAUAUCCCUCAACUUCCGCAGUGCAAGCAUGAUCAGCUCGGACUGUGAACAGUCGCAGGACAGUAACAGUGACCUUAGAAACGAGGACAGUGCCAAUGACCGGGUGCCAUACGGCAUUUCUGCGAUCGAAAGGAAUGCCAGGAUCAUCAAGUGGUUAUAUAGCAUCAAACAAGCUAGAGAGUCCCAGAAGGUCUCCCACGUGUAAGAGACAGUGCGCGUGUGCGAAGGAGGGAGGGGGUGGGUCUCUUGUCUGUGCAUCUGCCCUUGUGAAGGUCGUGAGGUCUCCUUGAAGUGUUGUGAGCUUCUCCGCUCUCUUUGUGUUGCUUGUUGUGCAAUGUUUUCAAGUUGCAUGCCUGUCAACAUGGGGACUGACCUGGCGUCCCGGUCAACCAUCGCUGCAGAGCCUGGCCGAACACACGUCAUCUGCCAAAAAGUUUCAGGCCAGAAUCGGAUUAGGGCUUUGAUCUCAAGCAAAACUGUUUACACCCAAAACGGUAUACAACUUCUUCAAUAUUUAUGUGGUUCUUGUGUUUUAUAUCCCGCGCUAUUGUGUCUUAAUUAAAAGUUUUAUCAACUGGCUUUUAAGUGGAGAGGAGCAUCUUUUUGAAACAAAAAGCCACUUUGCCUACGUGUGACACCAAAACACGAGGGAAAUAAAUGGAACCUGCUAACCAAACUGAUAGAGUCACUGACCUAAGAUAGAGAACCAGGCUGGGUUUUCUGAGGAAAGAACGUGGUGAGCCUGAUGUUAACUCCUUACAUACUGCAGUUCUCUUGCCCCUUGCUGAAGUAAUGGUUGGGGCAACAAUGCUACGUCCUGUGUCCUAUUUAGUGUGUAAAUAAACAUUGGUGGCUCUGUGUAAUACUGACCCCAAGAAAAGACAAUCAGAUACAAUGAAGGUGAUUAUAUCUAGGAGGUUGAAUGUCCGGGGUUUUGUUGAUACCCUUCUGAUGUGGGUUGAUUCAGAAGUUUCUACUAUUAAUCUUUUUACAGGAAUGGCCACUCUGAAGUUGUUACUCAAUGUCUUUAAAUUUGGGGGGGGGGGUUAUUUUUGGUCAAUAACUAAUUCCAUGCUGAUUCUCUUCCCUCCCUCCUUCCCUCCCUUUGUUGUUGUUUUAUUUGGGAGAGAGGACAAGGAAGUGGGGCUUGUGCAGGUCUGUGCUAUCUGAAGACACGAACCCACACGGAAAUACCAGCCAUAUUAGUAUCGAGCCUCCCAUUCAACAGUGAACGCCUUUGGUAGCUGAAUCAUAUCUGAGCAGUGUGGUUGUGUGGUCUUGCCUAUGUUAUUCGCUCAAGCUCUGGGCCUUUGUUACAACCCUAGGAAACUAGAAACAUGACACUAUAUAGUCCCCCCCCCCCCGCCCCCCCGCCAUGGUCUCUAGUGCUACAUAUCAACUCAUUCCCUUUCCCCGCCAAUAACCUGUCUUCCAGUUAGCUGUCAACCAGCUGACAGUUGUGGUGUGGUAGCAAGAGGUACACAUGCAGUGGUCUGCUUCAUUGCUCUUGUAGUUACGCUCCGAAAUUCAGGAGCACUACCUUAGACCUUCGUCAGCUAAUAAGAAACUUUUUAUGGUGUAAAUGCUGUAAGACUUUGUACAUACUUCAGUUGUUAUGAAAACUUGAAGAAAACAAAGGAAAACUUAUGCUAAUAAAUAGCUCUGGUGCAGGCACUAA
Molecule: messenger RNA, 3723 nt
Organism: Myotis daubentonii (Daubenton's bat)
Lineage: Eukaryota; Metazoa; Chordata; Mammalia; Chiroptera; Vespertilionidae
Gene: FAM110B
Product: family with sequence similarity 110 member B
Source: RefSeq, a predicted model, not a curated record